CGGGCCUUGGCGGAAAUCAACUUCCGGGGGCAGAGGUGUUAGAAGCCGAGUGGUGUGUGGGCUACCCCAACUCUAGUGACUGGGGCCGCCGUCUCACCUCAAGGGCCUAGGGCCGUGGCUCGGGUGUGCGCGUAGGGGUCUGUGUGCUGGGGGUGGCUCACCAGGCAGCGUGGGCUAGCGGCGCAGCGGCGGCAGCAGAGAGCGAGAAAGAGGAGCAGGUGCCACUUAAAGAAUGGAUGAUGAUGAUUUUGGUGGUUUUGAGGCUGCGGAGACUUUUGAUGGUGGAAAUGGUGAAACCCAAACAACAUCUCCUGCUAUUCCUUGGGCUGCCUUUCCUACAGUAUCCGGAGUCCAUCUUUCACCAUCUUCUCCUGAGAUUGUACUGGACCAUGACCACUCUUCUACCAUUGGCUGCCUCUCUUCUGAUGCAAUUAUUUUAUCAUCAGAGAAUACACAUGCAGAGAACAGCACUGUGAGUCAAACUAUUUCUAAAGCACAGAUUCAACAAUCACCACACACUCAUCUGGAUAUCUCACUUUUUCCAUUGGGUUUAAACGAUGAAAAAAGUAAUGGAACAAUUGCCCUUGUGGAUGAUUGUGAGGAUCCGGGAGCCAAUGUAUCUAACAUACAACUUCGGCAAAAAAUUUCAAGUCUGGAGAUUAAACUCAAAGUAUCUGAAGAAGAAAAACAGAGAAUUAAAAAGGAUGUGGAAUCAUUGAUGGAAAAGCAUAAUGUUUUAGAAAAAGGCUUUCUAAAAGAAAAAGAGCAAGAAGCCAUUUCUUUUCAAGAUAGUUACAAAGAACUUCAGGAAAAACAUAAACAAGAAUUGGAAGACAUGAGGAAAGCUGGUCACGAAGCCCUCAGCAUUAUUGUGGACGAAUAUAAGGCACUACUGCAGUCUUCAGUUAAGCAACAAGUAGAAGCUAUUGAAAAACAGUACAUUUCUGCAAUUGAGAAACAAGCACACAAGUGUGAGGAGUUGCUAAAUGCUCAGCAUCAGAGGCUCCUUGAAAUGCUAGAUACAGAGAAGGAACUGUUAAAAGAAAAAAUAAAGGAAGCUUUGAUUCAGCAAUCUCAAGAACAGAAGGAAAUAUUGGAAAAAUGUUUGGAGGAAGAAAGGCAAAGAAAUAAAGAGGCAUUAGUAUCUGCUGCAAAGCUUGAAAAAGAAGCAAUGCAGGAUGCAGUUUUAAAAGCCAUAGAAGAAGAAAGAAAACAUUUGGAAAAAGCCCAUGCUGAAGAAAGGGAAUUAUGGAAGAUAGAACAUGCAAAAGAUCAAGAAAAAGUAUCUCAAGAAAUUCAAAAAGCUAUACAAGAACAAAGAAAAAUAAGUCAGGAAACUGUAAAGGCAGCAAUAAUAGAAGAGCAGAAGCGAAGUGAAAAGGCUGUGGAAGAGGCAGUGAAAACAACAAGAGAUGAAUUGAUAGAGUAUAUAAAAGAACAGAAAAGGCUUGAUCAAGUCAUCCGUCAAAGAAGCCUGUCCAGUUUGGAACUGUUCCUCUCCUGUGCACAAAAACAGUGUGGAUACCUACAAACAAGUGGCUCAACCAUACUGCCCCUCUAACCUUGACUGACAGAUCUGUAGGUGAAGACCUGACCCCAGGUGAGCCUCCUAUGAAAAGUCUUAUGGUGACAUCACUUCAACUAUUUUUCCAUAGGGAGACAGACAUGAACCCCUAUAUCUAAGGUUAGAGGUUCCCCCAACCCAUUUUUCCUGAGUCUUGGAUUCUGUGAGAUACCCAAAUAUCCUUCCAGUAUGUUAGCACUACUAACUUUUUUCCCUUAAGCUAGCCAGAGCCAGUUUCUAUUACGUGCAACCAAAAAAAUAUUAACCAAGGCAGUCCAGCACAGAGCCCAGCAAGUAAUCCCUGGAUACUUGGCACUUUUUAGUUCCUCAUUUCCUCUACCAUACCAAUCCACAUCCAAAAUGGGAACACUCUUUGAUUUAUUUUAAGGAAUGUUAAAAAUAUAACUGAACCAAAGCCUCUAUUGUCUAACAAAGCCAAGUAAAUCAGAUACCCCAAACUAUGAACAAACAGUGCCCUAUUUAAAAGCUUUCUGUCACUCAGAAUCUAGAGUAGAGGUUUAAACUCAGCUUUGCUGAAUGCUGACUCACGUUCCAUUUCAAAGGAAGCUUACUCAGUGAUUGCUUUGAAAUCAAAACCAGAACAAUGUCCCUAUGAUUGGUGUUAUUCUGCACUGAGUCAGUUAUCUAUUAUUGUAACUUCUUUUUUUAUCUGACAAACUGAACGGAAUCAGGACAUGUUCUCUAUAUUUAAAAGAAUAAUACAUCUGAAUAAGAAAAAAAUAUAUAUAUAAACCUGGAAAAUAUUUAUAAAACUCCAGGAGAAAAGGAGACUUGGAUCAAAGCACUUCGCCUCUAGGCUUCUGUUUACAUACUAGUAAACAACUCUGCUGUGUCUCCAAAGACUGCUAACAAGAAGCAGAAAACUAGUGUGUUCUGAAUCCACAGGCUCCUUCCUUGUAGGCAUCGCCAUUGGCAUCAGAGUAAGUGGAUGAAGUGGAUGUUAUCACUAUAUAUGAGAGCUCACAGAUGUGACUGCUGACUGCUGGGCUUUUUUUUUUUUUAAGCCAGGCAAAACUAAAAUUAUUCCCUGAAUUUAACUGAUAAAUAAACACAUUUUUAACACACCCAAUCCUCCGUAAUGCACGGGCUACUUGUUCACCAAUCAUUGCUAUAACUAACUAGAAGGGAAAGAGUGGGUAAAAUUUUCUUUGAUCUGGUUUUGUUUUCUAAUCCCCACCUUCCCAAACAUUCAUUCUCAACAAGUUGCUCUCCCUUAAAUUGUUCCCCUUCCCGGAAUUGCUAUAUAUUGAACUUUUACUAUGGAGUACUUAAAUAAUUAAUGUUUUAAUUGUUACUUAUAAUUAACAAUUUGUGGUUUUAUUUGUUUAUGUCUGCCUCCUAAGAAGAGAGACUGCAUCUGUUUUGUUGUAUCAGUUCAUUUAAUAUUGCCUAGCCUGUAGUGAGGACUUAGUGUAUAAUUGAGUUAAUAAAUAAUUGAAUCAAUCAAAAAAGCAAUCAUUGCACCUACAAUGUAGUUAACCAACUAAUCCCCAGCUAAUAGAUUUUGGCUACUGCUUUAAAGGAUUUAGCUAAAGUUGCUGUGUUUCUGAAUGAGAUCCUGUAAGAAAAUUAACCCUCAUAAAACAGUAAAACCCACCUUCUGUAUAAAUCAAUAAAAUUUCUGAAAACUCUAAAAUGAAGUCUGUAUUUCCAGUGCUACUGGAAUGCUAAAGACCACCGAAUUUGGGUAGCCUUGAUUGAAAUGUGCUACCCAAAUUUAAAAGAUCUAAAUGUUAGUAGGGAAGAACAUAUAGGAAAUUACAUGUGAGGUUAUUUCAUGUGGUGCUGAGAGGUGCCUAGCUAGAAGAGUAAAUAGUGUCUGCUUGAGAGGGCUAUAGAAUAGUAUUAAACCUACUGGUCCGUCAGUUUUGAGUUGCAACACAUAGGGAGCAACAACAUUUAAGAGGACAGACUGAAUGCAUAAAGCUUUGUGAUGAAAAAUAGAAGAUUCAGAGGGCCCAGUAGAAGAAGUCAUGUGUAAGGAGAGGAGAGGUGCUUAAGAUUGGGUCAGAUCAGGGAAUGUCUGGAGCAUCGUGUGUGACAGCCCUGGUGAUAACAGAUGCCAAGAAUAUCUGACAGUCUUUUUCAAUCUGUCUCUGACUCCAGAUUGUGAUACAAAUUGGCCUUGUUAUGAGAAAUACACAGAAAUCAAGAAACAAACUUAUUCAAAAGGUAGGAAAAUUUGACUCAGUCCUGGCAAACAUUUGGUUCUCAGAAGUGUGGUAGCUGAUUUAAAAAGAAAAGAAAAAAUGAAGCCACAGAAUGUACAAAUUGCUGACUUCAACAUAGCUCAGAUACGGAAACAGAUAAUAGAAGAUUCUUUGUGGCAAGAUAUGUAUGUAAUGAAUUUUGAGUUGUGCCCCUUUUAUUGCAGUACUUUUUUCUGAAAUUGUUACAACUAAACAGCACUUUAAUUUUUCAUAUUUUUUGGUAUUUUGCCUGAUUAACUGCCAAAUGUAAAUGUUUAAUUCAACUCUACAAAAAUUUUUACCACUUAGUGAUUCAGUUAAUAAGUUUAUGCUUAUUGUCUCAGUGAGCUAUUCUUUUCUUAUAAAGCAGGGAAGAAACUUCUAUUCUCUGGUUAUAGUUAUAGAAAAUGAGGUAAACUAGGUAGAAAUAUCAAAGAGAAAACUCUGGUCUAUAUGGUUCCAAGCAAUCCAGAAAAAUAACCAGGUACGGUCAUUGAAGAGUAAGAUGUGUUCACUUCUAUAUGAAACUCAAAGCGCUACAGUGAUUCUACUUAAUAUAAAUCCUUUAUUAAACUGUCAUUUCCCCACAGGAGAAAUACUUGUGUUCAGAAAUAUGUGUUUUAUGUCUAUUACUUAGAAUUUUAAAUGCAUAUUCUCAAUUAUACAUAUUAAAUAGUCCACAGAGAAACCUAAAAGUUCUAUAAAACUCCUAAUGCAGUGUUAUAUAGACCCUAACCUCAAAUGUAACAAGGAUGGUACCCUCAUUAUUUUUUUAUUCCCUCUUUAUAUGUGAUCUCAACUGAUUCCAUGGCUUUAAAUACUCUCUGUAUGCUAAAGACCACCAAAUUUUUAUCUCCAGCCCAUUUCUUUCUUCUUAAGUCCAGAGUCCUAGAUUCAGCUGCCUACUUAAUAUUUCCACUCAGAUGUGGUACUUAACAUAUCAAAAACAGUAUUCGUCAUCCUCACCCCACCUCUGCCACCCAGAUUCUCUUCUCGUGUGUGUCUUUUCUAAUAUUCCUCAUCUCAGUGAAUGUCAGUAUCAUCCCUUCCUGCUUCUCCUCCCCAUUCCCUACACCAGACUCAGUCCUGUCAUCUCUACUCCAAAAUACAUACUGAAUCCAUCUAUCUUUUUCCAUUCAUUCUGACCACUACCUCCCAAAACAGUUUUUACAAUCUCUGGCCUAGACUUUUGAAGUGGCCUCCUAGAUGGCUACUUGUUUCCAUUCUUGCCCCCAAGUAAUUCUUCGUGUUAUAGCCAAUGAUCUCUUAAAACCUAAAUUUAUUGAAUCAUUAUAAAUGUAAUGUCUUUAUGGGAAAAUGUAUUCAUUGUCUCACUUCUGAUUCUAGGAACGUAUACAAUAUAGUAGGAAUAGAUGUAAGCCAUUUGUUGUGGCGUAUGUCACUGAGGCAGGGAUGCCAGCAGAAUCAAAUCUGCAGAUGGUGAAAGUUCAGCUGAAUUGAAGAAAGGGAGAAAGUGAAUGAAUAGUUAAGAGACUCACAAACCUCCAUUGUUAUGUAUAUAACCUCUUAGGAGUCAGCUGGCUUCUUUUUCUUCCCCUUUUCUUCUAGAUGACUUCAAGUUUGACCUGCCUAUUUUCUCCUCUACUGUUGGUUACUCUCAAACUAAAAUCUCUGUCCUUGAAAGUUUACUUGGGAACAGAAUUCAAUGUUAUAAAUAUCCACAAUCUCUUUCAGGUUUGAUUAAGAGUUCCAUUUGUGAUGGUGAGAAAUCUUGGAGUAAAAAAAGACCCCUUCCUGUUGUAUUUUCCUCUCUGUCCCCUUUACCUUUUGGUGAAUCUUUUAAUACAGAAUUGUAUAUACUGCAAAAGAAUAUGCAGCUUAGGCUGUUCUCGACAUUCUCUGACGGAAUUGGAGGGUCAGGCAAAUAAGACCUUGGUACAGGGUAGCGAAGGAAAAGCCCAGCAGGGCAUGAAGGCCUGACAUUUAAUUAUCCUCAUUGGCCAUGAAAAGUUUAUUCUUGUCUGUUCUUUUUGCUGUGUGGCAUCACCAAUUCUGUCAUUAUGGCAAGAACUCUCCAAGAAAUACCAGGUAGGAAGCUUAAGUAAAAUGAGAAUGGGAUCAUGAGAGAGGGGAAAUUGCAAAAUUCAAGAAAUCUCAAAUAGGAACAGCAGGAAAGGAAAGGGCCACUUUAUUGCCUAAAACCACCUGGCUUAGGUUAACAGUUCCAGGGUAUCCUUUUUUGAAUAGCUGUUCUAAUUAUUCAGCAGACUAAUAGGAGUACUCGAGACGUGGAAUGUGUCAGGUUACCUCAGGCAAUCCUGCCUCAACAAACUACCCAGGGGGCCAUGCCAUGCUUCUUUAUGACAUAGGUGAAUUUGAUAGGCUCACCAGCAGAACAUGGGAUCACAAGGUUGGAGCCAUUCCAUUUCCAUGAAAUAAUUUAAGCCAAUACAAGGGGAAGGGAUAAAGGCCUGAGAUGGCCUUUAGUUUCACAUUUUGUGCUAGAGGUAUUUUUACAUACUUUUUUUCUCUUAAGGAAUAGAAGGUGCCUAUAUCUUAUUACACUUAAGAAAGAAAAAUUAAACUGUAACUGGGUAUCUUCACUGUCAAUCAUUUAGCAAUAUUACCUGAUAAAACUUUCUGAGAUGUUGGAAACUAUAUAUGCACUGCCCAGUUUGCUGGCUCCUAGCUACAUGUGGUUACUGAACACUUGAAAUGUGGCUAGUGUGACAGAGGACACUAACUCAUUUUAUUUAAAUUUAUAUAGUUACGUGUGACUAGUGGCUACUCUUGGAAAAUGCAAAUACAGAGAUUCCCUUGCCAGAGGGGAGGCAGUAACCAAAUUAUUUCCCCUAAUCACACAAACAGAGUUACCGUUUGUUUCCUCCCACCCCCGUAAGACUGGUGUUUAAAGUAGGCUUGUCAUGAGUACAAAUGCACAUGAAAACACUUCAACGAAAGAAGAAAGCUGAGAACCCAGUGCUGUUGAUAUAUUAUCUAAAUGUAUCAUGAGUAAAGAUUAAAGGAGACCUUUCUGGAAAACUUUCUAGUAUAUGAUUCUUGGAACUAGGAACACUUCUAAUUUAGUGCCAACAAAAAAGGAUUUCUCUGAUCUUUGGCCAAAAUUAUCCUAAAAAUAAGAAACUCAUCUCUUUAGAUUUGAGUAAAUACCAUGGAUUCUGCUUUGGUUUGUUUUUGAGAGUUCCCUGGAGAAACAAUAUGACCUUAGUUUUAAAGAUUAAGCAGAAAAUGAGUAACUGCAUAUAAGAAUUCAGACUUCUAAAAUGGACUUUGGGGAAUGGAAAAUAAUGUCUAAUUAUUAUGUUAUGUCUUUGAAAUUAUUUAACUUAUACUUCCCCCACCCCAGUAAUUAAAUUUGUUGAGAAGUAGCUUUUCAUUAAGCUUGUAUUAUGCCAUGUACUGUGCUAGUCAUAUUACAACUAUUUAAUGCGUUUAACAGUUCUAUGAGGUAGAUAUCUCCUGUUAAAGAAGAGGCAACCAAUGCUUAAAGAGGCUAAUUGACUUACCAAUAAUUACUGCUGGUUCCAUACCAGGUCUGCUUGAUGCCCAUACUUUUCACCAGGGCAGGUAUUGCCUUUUGCCAGUAACAUUCACCUACUUUUUUUUUUUUUUUUUUUUAACUUAGCCACCCAUUCUGUUCAGAUUCACUUUUGUAGUAUAUCUGCCACCAAAGGACGCUAAUGAUCUUUCUCAGCACAAGCUUCAGGCACAGCCUUUUGGCAACCAGAUUAUGCUGAGUGGUAUAUCACCAAAGUUGCAGCAAGCCCUGUGGCUUGUGCGGUGUCAGAACUUUUGUAUGCUAGUGGGACAAAACUGUGGGAAAAUUAUUUCCCUUCUAUGCCAAAUUUCAUUUAAUUGCUAUCAUUUACCUAGUGGGAAAAGACUUAUGUUCCCACAGCUCAGGCAAAUCAGUCCUACUUCAAUACAUUGACUUAACCUGAAGUCAUAUUAGCAUAAUGAA
Messenger RNA from Sapajus apella (tufted capuchin), 7717 nucleotides. RefSeq names its product coiled-coil domain containing 91 (gene CCDC91). Bases 233 to 1561 code for a protein of 442 amino acids. Gene Ontology annotation, cellular component: trans-Golgi network. NCBI's taxonomy places the organism in Eukaryota, Metazoa, Chordata, Mammalia, Primates, Cebidae. The record is from RefSeq and is a predicted model, not a curated record. The transcript has 14 exons. Gene Ontology annotation, biological process: Golgi to lysosome transport.